Malus domestica (apple) is the source of this 1983-nucleotide messenger RNA. RefSeq names its product dihydrolipoyllysine-residue acetyltransferase component 5 of pyruvate dehydrogenase complex, chloroplastic-like. Gene Ontology annotation, cellular component: chloroplast envelope; chloroplast thylakoid; pyruvate dehydrogenase complex. Gene Ontology annotation, biological process: pyruvate decarboxylation to acetyl-CoA. The record is from RefSeq and is a predicted model, not a curated record. Gene Ontology annotation, molecular function: dihydrolipoyllysine-residue acetyltransferase activity. NCBI's taxonomy places the organism in Eukaryota, Viridiplantae, Streptophyta, Magnoliopsida, Rosales, Rosaceae.
UGACACUGGUAAAUUAGUUGGACGUUGGAACCUCCGCCCGCCUUGGUUUCGAUGCAUUCGAGAAACUCUCACCCAAAUAUCACCAACUUAUCAACCAUGAAAUAAACCCACUAAACAAAACCCCUUCCCAUCCAAACCACCUCGUUCCCUCUCCCUCUCUCUUUCCUGACUGCCCGCUCCAAUGGCUCGCCUUCUCAACACCUCCUUCAUCCCCAGCUCCCAAUCCCUCCGCCGGAACGCCACUUCCUCUACCCCGGCCCUCAUUUCCGGGCGCCGGAGCAGGGCCCAAGUCCAGGCCAAGAUCCGGGAGAUCUUCAUGCCGGCUCUCAGCUCCACCAUGACUGAGGGCAAGAUCGUCUCUUGGGUCAAGUCCGAGGGCGACAAGCUAUCCAAGGGCGAGAGCGUCGUCGUCGUCGAGUCCGAUAAGGCCGACAUGGACGUCGAGACUUUCUACGACGGUUACCUGGCUUCGAUUAUGGUGGAGGAGGGCGGCGUCGCCACCGUCGGUUCGGCUAUUGCUCUAUUGGCCGAGACCGAGGACGAGAUUGCCGAGGCCAAAGCCAAGGCCGGUUCUUCAUCAGCAGCUCCAGUGGCACCAGCACCGGCUGCAGCUGCUCCGGAGCCACUACCGGAGAAAAUUCCGGAUAAUGUGGGUCCUGCGGUGGUCCCUAAGGCGGCGGCUACUGUGGCAGCGGUGGCUUCCACCCACCCGGCAUCAGAGGGAGGGAAGAGAAUCGUGGCAUCGCCGUAUGCGAAGAAGCUUGCAAAGGACUUGAAGGUGGAUUUGGGGUCAGUGGUGGGAAGUGGACCACUGGGGAGGAUUGUGGCCAAGGAUGUUGAAGCUUUUGCUGCUCAGCCGACGGUGGCGGCUGUUGCUGAACCGAGUGUUGGGAAGUCAGCUGCUGCGGUGGCGGCGGAGGCGGGAAUUCAGUUGGGAUCGGUGGUGCCUUUUACGACAAUGCAGGGGGCUGUGAGUAGAAACAUGCUUGAGAGUCUCUCAGUGCCAACUUUCAGAGUAGGAUACACUAUCACCACUGAUGCGCUCGAUGCUCUGUACAAAAAGAUCAAGUCGAAGGGAGUUACCAUGACAGCAUUGCUUGCAAAGGCUACAGCACUUGCAUUGGUCAAACAUCCUGUUGUCAACUCCGGCUGUAGAGAUGGUAAGAGCUUUACAUACAACAGCAACAUUAACAUUGCAGUCGCUGUGGCAAUCGAUGGUGGAUUGAUUACACCAGUGCUUCAGGAUGCGGACAAGGUUGACAUAUAUACAUUGUCGAGAAAGUGGAAGGAGUUAGUUGAUAAGGCCAGGGCCAAGCAGCUACAACCUCACGAGUACAAUACAGGUACUUUCACUGUUUCUAAUCUUGGGAUGUUUGGUGUUGAUCGGUUUGAUGCUAUUCUGCCACCUGGAACUGGAGCAAUUAUGGCUGUUGGAUCAUCUCAGCCUACUGUUGUGGCUACCAAGGAUGGUCGGAUUGGACGGAAGAACCAAAUGCAGGUAAAUGUUACUGCUGAUCAUCGUAUAAUUUAUGGCGCUGAUCUGGCUUCAUUCUUGCAAACCUUGGCCAAGAUUAUUGAGGACCCCAAAGAUCUUACCUUCUAGUCUCGAAACGUCAUGUCACCAAAUGUUCCCCGCUUGGCUUUCAGAAUGUCUGGGAUUUUUCUCCGUAUGAUCUCGUCAGGCAUGCUUCUACCGUUGCUAAUCAUUUAGGUUUGACGGGAGGCUUGUUCAAUUCUAUAUGACGAAUAGGAAAACAAUUUUGAACAUUAAUGCAUAAUGAGUUUUAGUUCCAGUUCAUCAAAGGUUCUAUCAUAAAAUGUUGCUGGCCGUUGUUUUUUCUCAGUCGUUUUCGGGUUUUUAGAGUUGGCUAUUGCAUGAAACUGGUUAUCUAGGUUGUAGAAGUAUGUAUUUGCAACUUAACAAGCAUAUCCAUGAUACAAACGUAUUGCUACCGAAAUCCAAUUCGCAAAAUGUUUUGAGGA